Microthlaspi erraticum is the source of this 1971-nucleotide messenger RNA. The record is from the annotation of a GenBank genome assembly. NCBI's taxonomy places the organism in Eukaryota, Viridiplantae, Streptophyta, Magnoliopsida, Brassicales, Brassicaceae.
AUGGCAUCAAAAUUUUCUUCUUCUUCUUCAUUGCCGGAUCCUUCCCGGCGGCAGUAUGAUGUGUUUCUGAGUUUCCGAGGCGCAGACACACGCCAUUCCUUCACCUGCUACCUCCACUAUUUCCUUCGCCGGAGAGGUAUCGACGCUUUCUUCGAUGAGGAACUCCGGAAAGGCAACAAUCUCGUGGCACUCCUCGACAGGAUCGAGCAAUCGAAGAUCUCUAUCGUCGUGUUCUCGGAGAAUUACGCGGAUUCCGCCUGGUGCUUGGAGGAAAUCUCGAAGAUAAUCGAGUGCAGGGAAAGAUUCGGCCAGGUAGUGUUGCCGAUCUUCUACAAAGUUCGAAAAUCUGAUGUGGAGAAUCAAACGGGGGACUUCGGAGCACCGUUCGAGAAUGCCGAUGAGACUUUUCGGGGAUUUCAGCAGAGAGUUCCGGUGUGGAAUGAAGCUUUGAAAACUGCUUCCAAUAUCGCCGGCUAUGUUCUGCCGGAGAAUAGUCACGAGUGUGACUUUAUAGACAAAAUAGCCAAGGAAACUUUCAAGACGCUGAACAAGUUGUCUCCAUGUGAAAUCUUGGGUCUUCCUGGAGCUGAACUGCGUAUGCAGGAGCUGGAAGAAUUGUUGAAUCUUGAAAAGGAAAGCUCUGUGAGAGUUGUUGGCGUUCUUGGUAUGGCAGGUAUCGGCAAAACAACAAUUGCAGAUUGCAUAUAUAAACGAAACUACAGCCGAUUUGAUGGUUGCUGCUUUCUCGCAAACAUUAACAAUGAAGAGAGGCAGAGGCUCCUUCGAAAAUUACUGGAUGAAGAAAAUCUGGACGUUGGAGCUCCUGAAGGAGCACAUGAAGCUUUAAAAGGUCGUCUUCGGAACAAGAGACUGUUCAUUGUUCUUGAUGAUGUGACAAAUGAAGAUCAAAUAAGACUUCUUAUCGGACAGUGGGAACGAGAGUUGUAUCGAGAAGGAAGCCGGAUUGUGAUAACAACCAGAGACAAGAAACUACUGGAGAAGAUCGUUGAUGCAACGUAUGUGGUUCCGAGGUUAAACGAUAGGGAAGCACUGGAGCUUUUCCGCUUGAAUGCAUUUUCCAGUAACCUCUCCCCAACAGCAGAAUUCAUGGAACUAUCAAACAAGUUUGUUGAUUAUGCUAAAGGGCAUCCGUUAGCUCUGAAGCUGUUGGGUUCUGAUGUAUGCCAAAGAGACAAAUGUUACUGGAAGAGGAAAUUGGAGAUAUUGCAGAAAAGGCCAGACGGUAAGAUUCAGGAAGUGCUUAAAAUGAGUUAUAUGGACCUGUGUCCGGAGCAGAAGAGCAUAUUUCUUGAUCUUGCGUGUUUCUUCAGGUCAGAAAAAGCAGAUUUCGUUUCGAGGAUUCUGAACACUGACCAUAUCGAUGCCUCAACUCUAAUUGAUGAUCUUGUUGAUAAGUGUUUGGUAACCGUUUAUGACAAUCGGCUUGAGAUGCAUGACCUACUGCUUACAAUGGGGAAGGAAAUUGGUUAUGAAUCAUCAAUCAAAGAGGCAGGAAACCGGAGUCGAUUAUGGAACCAAGAAGAUAUAUGUCGUGUACUGAAGUAUAAAACGGGGUCUGCAGAAACUAGAGGCAUCUUCCUGGAUAUGUCAAAUGUAGAAAGCAUGAAGCUAAGUCCCGAUGUCUUCACAAAGAUGUGGAAUCUCAAGUUCCUCAAGUUCUACAAUUCUCAUUGUUCUCAAUGGUGUGAGAAUGACUGUAAAAUUAGAUUCCCGGGUGGUAUUGAUUGCUUUCCAGAUGAGCUUGUGUACCUCCAUUGGCAGGGCUACCCUUUAGAGUUCCUGCCAUCAAACUUCGACCCAAAGAAACUCGUUGAUCUUAAUCUGCGUCAUAGCCACCUUAAGGAACUUUGGGAAAACGAAAAGAAUACACCAGAAUUAAGGUGGGUUGAUCUUCAGUCAUUCAAAAGACUUGCUGAGCUUAUCAGGGUUGUUGGAGGCUCAAAAUCUUGA